Trichoderma citrinoviride is the source of this 1428-nucleotide messenger RNA. RefSeq lists its product as hypothetical. The record is from RefSeq and is a predicted model, not a curated record. The transcript is spliced from 2 exons. The coding region runs from base 1 to 1428 and encodes 475 amino acids. Lineage: Eukaryota; Fungi; Ascomycota; Sordariomycetes; Hypocreales; Hypocreaceae.
AUGAAAGCCAUCCCACCGCGGCUCUCUUCCCGCACCGGCAGUCGCGGUCGUGCCACGCCUACAAGAAUGCCAGAUCCUGGGAAUGAUGAAGCAGAGCUGAACAUCAAACAGACGCCUCCGUCAGGGACUUCAGGCGUGAACAAGGCACAUGCUCACCGUACUAUCAGAUCCCCCUUAUCGGACAGGGUGCAGGAGAAGAGGAGGGCGUUUGAGGUUACUUCAUCGACGGAAGCCUUCGACCCCUCGGGACCUGAAAAAGGCGACAAUGAAGCUCGGCUGCCAGAUUUGAUUUCAAUUGAGUCAGACAAUAGCCAGGAGGCCGACAAUAGCAAGCAGUCUUUGGACGGCAAAACUCCGACAAAGAGGAGAUCUGUCAAGGCCCUGGCUGCCAUGUUUGAAGGGCAUGACUCUCCGGGGGCGGCUCGGAAGCUUUGGUUGAACGAUGCCAACCUAGCUGAAGGGGCAGAUGACGAGAAGCCCGCGCUAUCGCGAAGUCAGAGCGAUUCACAAAAGCCUGUCCACCGCUCCGAGGCUGCUCCGGAUGUGGAACUGCACGACAUGGCAACGGAAAAAGACGAUGAAGCAGGGCCAGUUUCGAUCUUUUCCGCCGCAGGUCAAGACAGUUUGAUCUUGAACGAAGACACAUCGGUCCUUGUCAGGCCCGUUCUGGAGAUUGAGCAGACAGUGCAGGAGCUGGACCGACUGGUGGAUGCCAAAUCGGCAGAGGUCGCGCAGCUUAAGCUGAGAGUCACGCUGCUGGAAGAGACAGAUACUGACACGGCCGCUCUUCGCCAGCAGCUGAACGUCGCGGUCAGAGAGGCCCAGCGGUGGAGGGAAAAGGCGGAGGCUGCCGAGAAAAAGGCGCGCAUCUUCCAAAAGUUUACACGGCGCAUCAGGAGCAUCCACAGCUCGCUUGCCGUGGGCGAAGGAUCGCGGGUCAGCGGUGAUGCCAAUGAGACGGUUUCUACGAAGGGCGAGGAUGCGGAGGGGUCGUAUAGCGUGCACAGAGUACGAUUUCAUAUGGGGUUGGCAGAUGGAGCUGGGUCUUCGAGUGCCAUGAGCACGGAGGCUGGCCCUGUUGCUGGUGGAAGCACGGAGACUGAAGGCGAGAUUGUCGUUGAGGAGGUGGACGAUGGCCAAGAGUUGACAUCACCAUCGACGGCAACGCCGUUAUCGAGCGAGCAGGGAGCUCCCUUUCCAGUUCCGCCUGGCUUACCUGCUUUGCAUACAAGCUUGGACGGAGUGGUGAGCCCCCUGGCAGGGGCAGGGCGAGGCGCGAUGGACUUGAGCUCUGCGGCCAUGGCCAUGUGGGUUGCCACGCAGGAGCUGCUGAUGAUGGAGGACGAGGAGGCGUCGGGCCACACGCCCGAUAUCUCUACGGCUUCGACAGAUGGUAGAUUUUCUGAGUCUUUUCUGUCGGAGGAAUAA